Molecule: messenger RNA, 2426 nt
Organism: Falco peregrinus (peregrine falcon)
Lineage: Eukaryota; Metazoa; Chordata; Aves; Falconiformes; Falconidae
Gene: CRLF2
Product: cytokine receptor like factor 2
Exons: 9
Coding region: 260-1270 (336 amino acids)
Biological process (GO): cytokine-mediated signaling pathway
Cellular component (GO): external side of plasma membrane
Molecular function (GO): cytokine receptor activity; protein binding
Source: RefSeq, a predicted model, not a curated record
GUAUCAUUCCCACCAUGAGACUCAUCUUUCAAGCAUGUUCAGUGAUGUUUACACUGGGUAACCUGGUGGCUCCUCAGUCACAAUCUCCUGCCCUUGUGACCAAAUUGACUGAACAACUUGGAGUGAAGCCAUUUUUCAUUGCACAUUCUACAAGAUCUCCAAAAACCUCUACCAACCAUUUGACAUAUGCAAGCACCUACUUUUCACCAGUUGGAAAGAUACCAUCAGCACCACAAUAAUCAAUUUCAAUAAUGAGAAGAUGCAGAUCACAUGGGCAGCAAAAGAACUAUUUCCUGGCAAGAAUGUGUCAUUUUCUUAUACAUUUGAUGAAGGCAAGCACAAAGUUUGGAAGCCAUGUCCCACCUAUUUAUUGGAUCAAAAUUAUAAUUCUGGAUGUCUUUUUAAGACAGAAGGACCCACCCUUGCCAUCUCUAUCAGGAACAGCAAUGGAAGUGAAGAGUUUUUUUCUAAAAGACUAAAAUCUGAUUUUUAUAUAAAGCCCAAUCGACCAGAAAAUGUGACCUUCUUCUGGAAAGAAGACACUGUUACUGUAAGCUGUAAUAAACCAGAGCGAGCUGUGAAGUGCUUGAGACUUGAGCUUCAAUACAAAAGCAAGUUUGACAAAGAGUGGCAAUCCAGAACUUCUAAGUGUUGCAGUGUUGGAGAUCAAGGAUUUGAUCCAAGAAAAUGCUAUUCUUUCCGAGUCAGACUGAAGAGGCUAGUACCGUACUGCAAUGUAGUUAAUUACAGCAGUGACUGGGAAGCAGAAACAUUUUGGAUGAAUGGCACAUUAUUAGAUUCAUGUGAUGAUGAUAUAAAACCUGAGUCAAAUACAGUAAUUGUUUUAAGCUGUUUGCUGGCAGUACUUCUAAUGAUGCUUAUCCUCCUGAUUCUUCUGUGUAAAUGGCAGAGGCUUCAGAAGUCAGUCAUGCCUGCUGUACCAGAUCCAAAACACAUAUUUGCUGAUCUCUUCAAUGAUCAUAACGGAAACUUCCAGGAAUGGAUAGACAAAACUGAUCAUGCAGUGGUGCAAACCAAGCUAGAAUAUGAAGAGCCAGAGAGCAUCAUUGAGGCAGAAAGCCAGCAAGAAGACGAAAAGAACAGUAACAAACAGGGGCCUCAGGAGAAAAUCUUCACUUUUUCAGGAGCAGCUGAAAGUAAUGACUCCAAAGCAGCUCAGAUUGCCUGCCUGAUGCCAAGAUCCAACACUAUAGCUUCUUUUGCUGACUUCCAGAUUUUAAUAAAUGAUGAUGUGUAUGUGAAGUUAUAAAAUCUGUAUAAUGCAGAAUUUAUUAGGAAAUAACAUAAAAGAUCUUGAAGAGUUUAGGGGAGUGGCUGAAUAGAAAAGAUUGUCAUGAGUAGACUUCCAUCAAGAAAGACACUAGGCUAUGUUAUCUGGUUGCCGUUACGAUCACUUGGGGUGGCUCAGUGCUGUUUGAAACAAAUCCCUGAUAAUUUAUACAGUUAGGGUUUAUUGUUCCAUUUGGGGUUUAUCUCUAAGACUAAACUGAGCUUCGUUUUCCUGCUAUGGGCAGAAGAAAACGAGCCUCUCCAUAAUACAUAUUCACAGAGCUGAGACUCAGUCCUUGCACUUUCGGAGUAUAUGGAGCAGUGCAAACUACACUGUUACUCAUCCCAAAUGAAGAAGGAAAAUAAAGAGAUUUUUCUGCCAACAGUAUCCCACAAAGACCAGACCAUAUACUGCUAAUGUUCACAGUGACAGGGUACUGCUUUGCAAGCCCUCCUUAGACUGAAGUGCUUGCUUUUGUAAGCUGCUUCUCCCACUAUAAAACUUCUUGCUGCACGGCACACACCAAAGGUUUUAUAAAGAGAAGGAAUAAGCCAAAUGCCUCACAACAGAAGAGUGGGAUGUACAGUACUGAGUCACAUUUUAUCCUGCAAGCAGUGCUGUGUAGGCAGCUUCCUCCAGAACAGCAGGGCUCCUUCACAGGCCUCAUCUGAGGUCAGGUCCUCAGUAUCUUAUAGUCCUUGCAUGACUAAGCAACUUUUAGAAAGCUGAGGUUUUUAUUUAACUGACACACUUAUUUCAGACUAUUUUUUAGUGUAAUCAACAGCUUUAGACCCAAAUUAGGACUUCUUAUUCACAUUGCAUAUACCAGCCUGUUGUUCUAAAACUAUGUUCUAAAAUUUUCUAAACAUACCAUCUAUUAAUAUAUGUUUAAUUUAAAAUUUAAAAUUCAAUUUUCUAUUCAAUUAGACCUCAGGAAAAAAAUCUUGACUAUUUGAGUUUCCCUGUAUCACUUACAUUACCUGUUAUUUGAAAGAAAAUUUUCUAAAAAAAAUUUUAGUGGUAAAAGCAUCUAUGAUAUGUGUAAGUUCUUGUAGACAUACUGUGAUUACAUGCUGAAUUAGCUUCAGUUACUUACCUGAAUAUCAGUCCGUUAUUAAAUGACUUUAACACUUGA